This is a messenger RNA of Callorhinchus milii (elephant shark), 2501 nucleotides long. RefSeq names its product interferon-induced GTP-binding protein Mx3. Bases 288 to 2363 code for a protein of 691 amino acids. Gene Ontology annotation, cellular component: cytoplasm; microtubule; nucleus. Gene Ontology annotation, biological process: defense response to virus. Gene Ontology annotation, molecular function: microtubule binding; GTPase activity; GTP binding. The transcript has 15 exons. NCBI's taxonomy places the organism in Eukaryota, Metazoa, Chordata, Chondrichthyes, Chimaeriformes, Callorhinchidae. The record is from RefSeq and is a predicted model, not a curated record.
AAGACUCUGAAAAGUUCUUUCUUCAGGGUGGGGGUGCCCUGUGAUUGCAACAAGAAGCCAAACUUCUACUCGAUGCUUUCCUAUGAGAUGAGACUUGCUGGGAGUGGCUUAACCUCAGACCCAACUUAUAAAAGCCACUACGGACUGUGCAUCUGGCCACAUCAGAAAUACCCUUGGCACGCAGUCUGUCCACAGGUUUGGUUAAAGCCAGGCGAGGUAUUUUAACCAAAAGUCAACUUCAAACCCACCAGCAAAGUUACUUAAGAAGACCAACGGAGACUCAGGAUAUGUCAGACCAAAUAAGAAGGAAAAAGAAGCUAAGUCAUUCCCCUAGAAAUAAUUCUGCAGGAUCAAGAAAUACGGACAAUAACCCAGUGAGCCUUCAUCCCGCCAUCCGCAAGUUUCUGCAGGCAGGUGGCUUCUCUGGAGAGCUUCCACCAGAACUUGAGCAAACUUAUCUGAGGCCCCUGAUUCAGCAGGCGAUGGACGUUGCGUUGUACAGUCACUAUGAGGAGGAGGUGAGACCUUGCAUUGACCUCAUCGAUCACCUGCGUUCGCUGGGUUUGGAGAAAGACCUGUCCUUGCCGGCCAUCGCUGUGAUCGGGGACCAGAGCUCGGGGAAGAGCUCUGUGCUGGAGGCGCUGUCUGGUGUGUCGUUGCCCAGAGGGACCGGUAUUGUGACGAGAUGCCCACUGGAGCUGAAGCUGAAGAAUGUCAAAGAAAAGGAUGUUUGGACAGGUUUUAUAACUUACAACAACCAUAGACAAGAGCUGACAGACCCCUCAGAGGUGGAGCAAGAAAUUCGGAUAGCCCAGGAUAUAAUUGCGGGCAAGGGAGUGGGGAUCAGCCAUGAGUUGAUCAGCCUACAAAUCGAAGCCAGCAAUGUGCCGGAUCUUACUCUUAUAGACCUGCCAGGAAUUGCCAGGGUCGCAGUGGGAAAGCAGCCCCUGAACAUAGGGGACCAGAUCAAGCAACUGAUCAAGUCGUUCAUUGAGAAGCAGGAGACCAUCAACCUUGUGGUCGUUCCUUGCAAUGUGGACAUUGCCACCACAGAGGCUCUGAAAAUGGCACAGGAGGUUGACCCCUCAGGAGAGCGAACCGUGGGUAUCCUAACAAAGCCUGACCUGGUGGAUAAGGGCACGGAGAAAACGGUGGUGGAAAUUAUCCAAAACCAAGUGGUGGAGUUGAAGAAAGGCUACAUAGUUGUCAAGUGUCGCGGGCAACAGGACAUCAACGAGAAGCUGACCCUGCGUCGGGCCUUGGAGAAGGAGAAGGUGUUUUUCGAGGAGCACCAGCAUUUCAGGUUUCUUAUUGAUGAAGGAAAAGCCUCCAUUCCUUGUUUGGCUAAAAGACUUACAAGUGAGCUUGUCGACCACAUCAAAAAAUGGUUGCCCAAAUUUGAAAAGGAAUUGUCAGACAGGAUAUAUACAAUAACCCAAGAACUGAAGUAUUACGGGGAAGGAGUUCCCGACACGGAGAACGAAAAGAUAACCUUUCUGAUUCAAAAAAUCAAUACAUUUGGACAACAUGUCGUCAGCUUAGCCUUGGGGGAAGAGCCUGAGACCUUCAUCCAGAAGGAGAGGUGCUAUUCCAAAGUUCGCAAGGAGUUUCAGCAAUGGAAGGUUUACCUUAAUCAUGCGCUGCAUCAAUUCCAGUGUGAUCUGAAGAAUAACGUUUGCGCUUAUGAGCGCAUGUACCGAGGUCGCGAGCUUCCCGGGUUCACCAACUACAAAACCUUUGAGGCAAUCAUCAAGCAACAGGUCUGCAGACUGGAACAACCAGCCAUGUUGAAACUGAAGAAUAUUACAGAAAUUGUUCAUGAAUCUUUUAUGGCUAUCGCUCUCCACAAUUUCAACGGCGUUCCCAAUCUAUUAAAAGCUUCCAAGAUGAAAAUGGAAGAGCUAAAGAAGAAGCAAGAAAGACAUGCAGUGAGCCAGCUGCGAAUCCAGUUCAAGCUUGAAGAUAUUGUGUACUCGCAAGACUCCAACUACAGUGACAAUCUUGAGUUAAAAGCAACAGAAGAGUACAGGGAACAAACUCCAGAUCAGAAUUCAUUAACGUCCAAAAUGUCCACUUCAAAGUCAAAAGAAGAGUCUAUCCAGGAGAUGUCAACACAUGUGGAUACCUACUAUAAGAUCAUGUCCGAUCGUCUGGCUGACCAGGUGCCCCUGAUAAUCCGUUACUACAUGAUGCAGGAGUUUGCGAGCAACUUGCAGGUCCAGAUGCUGGAACUACUGCAAAACAGGCAGCAGAUUGAAGAGUAUCUCGAAGAGGAGAAGACGAUCGCAGAGAAGAGAAGGACCCUCAAGAACAAACUGGACCGUUUGUCCAAAGCCCAGGUCCAUCUGUUAGAUCUCGCUUGAUUUUGCUUGCAAAGCUAAGAAAGUCUAACAGCAGCAGAAGCAACAACAACAACAACAACAACAACAACAAAGCAGCUUGCAUUUUCAUGAUCCUCAUAAUCAUUGCAUUUUUUGGUAUAGUGCCUUAUCACGUCUUUG